UUACAUAUUUGAUCUUUCCGAUCUACAACUCUCUUCAUCGGCAUGGAUGAUGUUCUGGUGCACUGGUCCUUUGGUGCCUUAGCAUGAUGACUUCCCGAUUGUCUACUACAAAAACGUUUGCCUGGCUCCAGAGAGGGAGGGGCGAUGACGGUGGGGCGCCUUCGGCUUGUUCCAGUGUUUGUAGUCGUUGCUAGAUGGUCCAUGGACCUGACUGUAAUUUUUAUUACCUCUAGUGUAUUCAGUACUGCCAUGAUUGAUAAAUAGAUUGGAAAUUUCUCUAGAAAUAACAAAAAAAAAAAACAACAAUCCAAAAAAAAAAACUAAAGAUGUUGAAACGUCCAGCCCAUCGUUACUAGUGGUUUGGCAUAACGACAAUGCAGUCGGGCAGCUAAAGACAUUAAGGACAUAGGCAUUGUACAUAUGUUUGGAAAACUUCAACAUGGUCGAGAAAGUUUGGGAACAGCUCAAUGGCCUCGCCAACGCACACACUUUUCCAUUGAUCGAGAAAAUACUAUUUUCAACUGCGAUGAUGCACUCUGGGCCGGUGUCCUGCUGCGCUAUAGCCUUGAUCAGUGCGGCCCACGCAAGGUCGCCGACAGGCCUGGGCCUUAUCCGCGGGAUAAAACAAACGACACGCGAGAGACAACCCCAAUGGCCCCAUUCAUCCGGCUUCCCCCGCUACACUACCCAGGGCUGGAGCUCUCCCUCAGAAAAAGAAAACCUAGGUCGCGAGCGAUGCCGCCACCGCCGCCGGCGAAAUCCCCGACCACCGUGCUCGAUCUCGACGACGACCUUCUCCGCGAGGUGUUCCUCCGCCUCCCCUGCCUCCCCAGCCUCGUCCGUGCCGCCCUCUCCUGCCGCACCUUCCUCUCCGCGGUCCGUUCGUCCCCCGCCUUCCGCCGCAGCUUCCGGGCUCUCCACCCGUCUCCCUUUGUCGGAUUCUUCAUCCAACGCUUGACGAAAGGAUUCAUCGUCGGCUUCCAGCCCGAGGACUCUUCUUUCGAAGCCCACCACCUCCCCACCGACCGGGACUUCGCUGCCGCUGUGAGCGGCGGCGAUUUCGACCUCACCGGCCUCCCACUCCCAGACGAGGAUGAGGACAGCGACGUAGAAGAUGAGAACGACGAAGAGAACAACAUGGAGGAGGACACCAAUGGAGAAGAUGAGAACAGCGAGGAUGAAGAGGAGGAGGAGGACGACCAAGAAGAAGAGAGCAGCAAGGAGGAGAACAUGGAAGAGGACACCAAUGAAGAAGAUGAGAACGAGGAUGAAGAGGAGGACCAAGAAGAAGAAGAAGGUGCCUCACCCGUGUGGGAGGUUGACCGAUGCUGCGACGGCUACGUGGUCCUCUUCAACCGGAGUGCCAAGCAGAUAGCUGCCUACAACCCUCUCACCCGGGCACUCCAUCUCUACCCCUCGCCGCCCCGCCUCUUCUCCGACGCCACUUACUUUGAGUUCCACAUUAUCUCCUCCCAAGACCAAGAGGACCCCGGCACACCACCCCGUGUGGUGUGCUACGAUUUCAACUUGUUUCAGGUGAAGGCGUUCGUCCGCAUCAUCUCCUCGGACAGCAGCAUCAAGUCCAAGUGCCGGGAGUUCCCUGGCACUGCGAUAGGGGUCACCGGCAAGAUGGUGAAUGGCUCCGUCUAUUGGACCCAUUAUGGGAAACCGUACAUCACCGUGCUUGAUACCGCGACGCUGCAGUUCACUAAAAUGGAUCUGCCACCGCUCUUGGCAGAGCAAGAUGGCCGUAAUUGUGCUUUUGUGUUUGGUAAUACCAAGGAAAGGAGGCCCUGUAUCGUUUCCCCGGGUUUGUGGGGUGAUUGCUCGCUUAAUGUUUAUUUCUGGCGACGCGAAGACGGGUAUUUUGACGAUGGUCUCAAUUACUGGGUACUCGACCACACAUUUCCCUUGAAAGCGAUUCGCGAGUUCGUUAAGUUCUCAAAAGGAGAUGAUGAAUUUAUCAGUGUGCGGCUUAUGGAUGUUAUCGAUGGAAUCGUAUACCUGCGUACUGAGUAUGACGGGUGUACCGAGGCUCCUCGGUUGUUGCUAUCCUUUUGUCUCGAAACAGCAGAGCUGAAAAUGAUCUGUGAAGAUUAUCACAAGCCAAUUUAUCCCUACAUCAUGGCGUGGCCUCCUUCUUUGAUACUACAGGAUAAGGGUCCCUGUUCAAAAGAUCAAGCUUUGUCUACCGCAAGCUCUGAAGGAUGUGAUGUGAAGGCUGGAGGUGGCCAAACAUUGCCUGCAUCUGUUGCGAAAGCAUAAUAGGAUUACUUGGAGACCUGGUGAGAUUGAUGGUGGUGGUGUCUUUUGCCGAUGCUGAUGCAUGGUGACUCAAGGUCUAUGUUGGUACUUUGAAGAUUGAAAUCCUUAUGUCCUACUUGUUGCGGCUAUGUAGCGAUCCUGGUGGCCAUGUUUUAUCUUAAUGUGCCUUUUGCCUAUGCAGUAUUAUAGAACUUUAGACCUACCUGAACCUCCUUGAACCAUUAUUCUGUUUGUCGAUUGCUUGUCACUCAAGAUGGUUAAUGAUCAGGUUAUGAUUAGCAUGGUAAUUUUGAUAUAUGUCUAGUAUUACAGCUGCUAGUUAAUUAUUGUUUAGGAUUUUCUUUGCCCA
Molecule: messenger RNA, 2614 nt
Organism: Aegilops tauschii subsp. strangulata
Lineage: Eukaryota; Viridiplantae; Streptophyta; Magnoliopsida; Poales; Poaceae
Molecular function (GO): protein binding
Source: RefSeq, a predicted model, not a curated record